AUGGCGCGACCCUUCAGCCUCCCCUCCACCCUUCGGGUCAGUGUGGGCAGGUCGGUAGCUGCUCGAGCUCCUCUCAUUGCUCGACAGCGGCACCAUGAUGCUCAGACUCUGCAGGAGAUCAAAGAUGAAGACACGGACUUUAUCCUUUCGAUAUUGAAAGCCUCGCCUUCAAAACGAGACUCCCGUUCAUAUCUCUCCUCAUUUGCCCCUCCCCAGCCCAAACCUCAGCCUUCGGCCAUCCUUGAAUCCGACUCUGCUACCCCAGCGACUACCGACGGUUCACAAAACCCUCCCAAAGAACCGCAAGACAACCUUGUCCACUCCUUGUUGAACCCCGUAUACCGCCGCCCAGCUCUAGUCAAAGUCCAAGGCCCCUUCACGGACCCUCAACUCGACUCUAUUUGUCGCGGUCUGGCCCACCUUCGGAAGCUGGGUCUUGUACCUGUCAUUGUCGUAGACCGAGACGACCUGCCUGCAACAGACCCGGCAGACAAAUUCGAGGCGCAUAGGCAGAGGGCGAUUGUGAGGCAUGAAGUGGAGAGGGUUGUACAGUUCUUGACACGGCACAGGGCACCGGCCAGACCGGUCUUCUCUACUGUGGCGCGGAUAUCGGACCCAGAGCUGGAGCCGGAGGAAGCGCAGAAGGGGGUAUUUGUGGAGGACGAAGGGCUGGACCAUAUCAGGAGGGCCGUAGGAGAAGGCGAGAUACCGGUGCUGCUGCCAGUAGCACUGGACUCUGGAUGUCGCUCGAGGAGGAUACAGUCAAACAAGGUACUGCUGGCGCUUGCCUCUGCCAUGUCAGCCACGUCUUCCAGACCGGUUGACUUGACCCCUCGGCGACUGUUGAUCAUAAAUCGUGAAGGCGGCAUCCCGUCCUACGCCCGGCGAAGCUUCCCUCAUCUUUACAUCAACCUUGCCUCCGAGUUUUCAUACAUCAACCGCACUUGGCUCCCGCAAUGGAAUGCCUCCCACCCCACAGCACUUGCCAAUCUUUCGUUGGCAAAAGGGUGUCUCGCCCACAUGCCCCGCGGAGCCUCAGCUUUGGUUGUCUCGCAUCGUUCACCCACGGCACUGAUAGCAAACCUCAUCACCAACAAACCCGCCCAUUCUGCCUCUCUCCCUCAUGCUCUUCUUGUCGAGUCUGAAGGCCGCAUCACCCGCCACACGCCCACUCUGAUCCGAAAAGGUCUCCCAGUGCGAGUGUUGCGCACCAUGGACGAAGUCGACGAGGAGAAGCUCACCGUCUUGCUCGAGAGCUCGUUCGGGCGAACCUUGGACAGGGAGGCGUUCUACCAGAGGCUGAAAGAUGAUCUGGACUUUGUGAUCGUCAUAGGCGACUAUGCCGGUGCAGCAGUCUGCACCCUUGAAGGGAAACCAUCCAACUCGAGCGCGCCUCCCUUCCAAUAUCCACCAGAACACCCCGAGCCUAUAUGUUACCUCGACAAAUUUGCGGUCCAUCCCUCACACCAGGGAGAUGGCACCGUGGAUUUCCUUUGGGUUGCCCUGCGCGAUGAGACUUACGGUCUUGGUCAACUGGACGCUUCCAACCCUUCUAUCGGUUCCCUUCGCGGUGUUGGUCGAGGCAGGGAUCUCGUCUGGCGAAGCCGUGGAGAUAACCCUGUUAACAAGUGGUACUAUGAAAGGUCGAGUGGGUUUGUGCGAACGCAGGACCAAAAGUGGAAGGUGUUUUGGUGCGAUGCGGAGCAGAGAUUGAACAGGAUCUGGGAGCAGAGGGAGUUUGGGGGCGGAAGGUUGGUGAGGGUCUUGGAGAAGGAGGAGAAGGGCAGAAUUGAGUGGUGGGAGGAAGUGAUAGGAGCCAUCCCAUCAGCUUGGGCAAAGUGA
Cryptococcus wingfieldii CBS 7118 is the source of this 1842-nucleotide messenger RNA. RefSeq names its product amino-acid acetyltransferase, mitochondrial. The record is from RefSeq and is a predicted model, not a curated record. Gene Ontology annotation, biological process: L-arginine biosynthetic process. The coding region runs from base 1 to 1842 and encodes 613 amino acids. The transcript is spliced from 3 exons. Lineage: Eukaryota; Fungi; Basidiomycota; Tremellomycetes; Tremellales; Cryptococcaceae. Gene Ontology annotation, molecular function: arginine binding; L-glutamate N-acetyltransferase activity, acting on acetyl-CoA as donor. Gene Ontology annotation, cellular component: mitochondrial matrix.